AUGUCCAAGACCCAGUCCACCAUGAAAGUGGCCCGUGACAAAAGCAGCCUGGAGUUCAUCAACAGCUCCUCUUCCUUCCUUGAAGACAAAAAGAAACAUUCAAAGAAAAACAAAGGUAGGACUAUACUUGACCCCUCAAGUAACCCUUUCCACAUGUCAGAAGAUGUGGAUUUCUUCUUGUUCAGAGAGCAGGAGCAGAAUAAAGCCAUUGCAGAGCGUGAACAAAAGAAGAUGAUGAGGGUGCACCAGAAGAUGACCUACUCAUCCAAGGUGUCCGCCAAGCACACUAGCCUGCGCCGGGAGCUGCAGCUAGAAGAGGAGAUGGAGGACCAGGACCUGAUGACUGAGACCCGGCAACUGCACGGCUUCCGUGACAACACUACCUGGAAGCUGGCCAUGACCCAAGACAAUACUGUGGAGCCUGAAACAUUGAAUGACUACAUGCAACAGAAGCGAAGCAUGUUCCUCCUCCAGUACGCCUUGGCCAUGAAGCGCAAUGAAAUCCAGCGACUAGAGAUGCUGGCGACCCGGGAGGAGAACAGGCUGGAGAAGGCUGAGAAGUUCCUGGAGAAGGAUGCGACCCUGUUUGAUGAGUUCCUCAGGGAGAACGACCGUAGCUCAGUGCAGGCCAUGAAACUGGCUGAGAAAGAGUCCAAGAUCAAGAUGGAGAAGAUCAUUGAGAUCAGGGACCUCACGGCCCAGAUCAUGAACAUCAAAAGCGAAAUCUCUAAAUUCGAAGACACUUUACAACAUUACAAGAUCUACAAGGAUUUCCUGUAUAAGCUGUCACCCAAGGAGUGGUUGGACGAGCAGGAGGAGAAACGCCUGGCUCUCAGAAAGGCCAAGGAGCCUGGGGACAGCACCAAGGACAGCAGCAUGGUCACCUUAUUAGGGGAGAGAGGGUCUAGCAGCAAGAGCAAGACGACUUUGCUGUGGAAAGAGGUUCAGAGCUUAAAGAAGUCCUCAAGGUCUACACGGUCUGGGCAGGCCCCAUCCAGCUCUCAGAGCCUCCCGCAGGUUGGUCAGCCCAGCCAGCCCAGCCUGUACAGCGACCUGGAAUCCAGGAUGUCAAGCUCUACGAUGCCAUCACAAGACGACACUGACAGCGACGGGGAGGAGAUGGAACUGUACUUCACUGAGCCCCAGCAGCUCUUGGAUGUCUUCACACAGCUAGAGGAACAGAACCUGUCACUGAUUCAGAACACACAGGAGAUGGAGGAGACCUUGGAUGAUUUGAAUGUCACUCUGAGAAACACCCAGAUCCGCAUGGACAGAGAGGUCAACCUGCUGAAGCAGUGGAUUGCCACCAUGAUGAUUUCAAUCUCCAAAGAAGAGGAGGCAGCAGCAGAGCUGCAGCUCAAAGCCCGUGUCUUCCACUUCGGGGAGUAUAAGGGUCACCAGCAGGAGAUGCUGCUGGAGAGCCUGAACCUCAAGGUGCAGGAUGUGUACCAGAAUUGUGUGGGCAUGCAGCAGGAGGCCAACCUGGGCACAGUGCAGAUGCUGACUGUGGUGGAGCACCAACUGGACGAGCUGCUAGAGAAUCUGGAGCGAGUGCCCCAGGCCAAGAUUGAGCAGGCUGAGAAGAUUAAGGAGAGGGAGCGGCGCAUAAGGAUUCGUGAAGAGAAGGCCAGGAUACAGAAGCAGCAGCAGGAGGAGCGGCUACAACGGGCUCGAGCCAGGGCCCAAGCUGAAAUAAAAAAGAAGAGAGGCAGAAGAUUGGUAUGCCGCUCCCGUCCACCAAUCAUAAGAAUAAAGGAGGCGUCUGAGCCCUUGGUAAUGAACAAAGAAGAGGAGGAGAUGCUCUUCUUCUUCACUUAG
Molecule: messenger RNA, 1818 nt
Organism: Cricetulus griseus (Chinese hamster)
Lineage: Eukaryota; Metazoa; Chordata; Mammalia; Rodentia; Cricetidae
Source: RefSeq, a predicted model, not a curated record